AUGUCUGCAUCCGGUGCCUGGGGUCCCGCGCCUCCUGGUGUGGACCUUUCCGAAUCGCAAGACCGAGAAAUCCUGACUUCAGUUAUCACUAUUAUGGUGAUUGGAAUAACCGCUGUUAUUCUACGACUUGCCGCACGGUUGAAAUCCAGGGCCAGACUGGGGCUGGAUGACUACUGCGUUCUUGCAGCAUUGACCUUCGCCAUCGGUACCGCUAUCCUAUGCAUCAUAAGCGUCCCAUACGGAGGUGGAAAGCACCUUUGGGUGGUGACCUCGGACGAAUUCACGACGCUGUGGAAAAUGACAUACGCCUUUGUCCUCAUCUACGCCACGUGUGUGUCGUUGACCAAGGCAUCCAUCCUACUCUACUACAGACGCAUAUUCGGGGCCAACUGGGCACAUCAUAUAUGCAUGGGCCUCGUCGUCGGAUACUGGGUCUCUAUCACCAUCGCAUGGUUUUCUGGGUGCCGCCCGGUCACCUAUUUCUGGGAACAGUUCACCAAACCAACGGCCAAGGGAUACUGCAUGAACACUUCGCUCUUCUACUUUAUCAAUGGCAUAUGCGCUAUGCUGAUUGAUGUUGCCAUCUUGAUUGUGCCAAUGCCAACCCUCUACAAGUUGCAGAUGCCGCUGCGCCAAAAGAUUGCAGUCGGUGGAAUACUUUUGCUAGGUGCCUUUGUUUGUGUAGCUAGCAUCAUCCGCAUCAUUGCCAUGGACAAGCUGGUAAAGGCCGACGAUUUCACCUGGAGGAUGGCCCAAGUCUUCAUCUGGUCCUGCUGCGAGCCUUUCGUGGGCAUCGUGUGCGCCUGCCUCCCUACAUACGGCCCAUUCCUUCGAAGGUUUUGGAGAAAGAUUGGCACAUCCGACCGUUACGUUUCUGGAACGAGCAGCAAUAACCUGCACAAUACAAAUAUCGAAAGGAACAAGGCAAGGAUGCAGUGGAAACAACUACAUGGGGAUGAUGUUCAGCUCCGCGGUGACGACGAAAUGGAGCUGACGACGGACAUUCGCGGGGGCCGUCAAGCAAGUCUGCAAACAAAGGAUAGUGACGGCGAUGAAACGGCCGAUGGCAUGUGUGAUGUAUCGGAUUACCAAUGA
Messenger RNA from Fusarium vanettenii 77-13-4, 1095 nucleotides. RefSeq lists its product as uncharacterized. The record is from RefSeq and is a predicted model, not a curated record. Lineage: Eukaryota; Fungi; Ascomycota; Sordariomycetes; Hypocreales; Nectriaceae. The transcript is spliced from 5 exons. The coding region runs from base 1 to 1095 and encodes 364 amino acids.